ACUACACUGGACAAAAUGCUGGAUGAGCCUGACUUCAAAGCCUUGGUGGUGACAGAGGACUCAUCCGUGGUCUUAAAUCAGCUGCGUGUGGAUGAACAAGGAACAUAUCGCUGCUCUCUGCGGGGCCGAAAUGGAACCAUCUUCUACCGAGUCACUUUCCUGCUCACUGAACCUGCACCAGCUAAAAAGCCCCAAGAGCCAAAGGACUCAUCCUCACGUGCAGGACGUCCAAGGCGCAGCGGGGAGAUGCUGCUGAUACCGGUGACCCUUCUCUGCUGCUUCCUCGCAGCCAACGCCUGUCUGCAGUGUGCCCGCAGGGUCAGGCUCCUUCACGAAGACUUAAUACUGACUGCCUCCACUGUGGCCGACCAGAUUGAGAUUAAAAAGAUUUGCGAUGAGGUUUAUGUGAGGUACAGAGCGACCAGCCAGGAACGAAAGGGAAUCAUUGAUCCCACUACUCUGUACAGAGCCAGAACUGAGUACCAGAGUGAAUUUGAUCGCUUUCUGAAAACGGAGCGCACUGGACCUGCAACGUCUGAAGCCAUUCAGAUCUUGACGAAGGGAGAGCAGAUCUUAGAGAAACACUUGGACGCCUUCAUCCGUGAUGGUUUGUGCCCCAACAAGUGUGGCCUUCUGAAUCGAAGAGUAAUAGAUUGCCUCUCUUGCCGCUUCAAGACGUACAUCUGUGCCUCCCCCUCUGGCAGUCAGGAUUGCGGUGAGCACCCAGUGCAGGCUGAGGAAGGAGACCAGGCAGUGUUGAACUGUUUCCGUCCAUGGCACCGUCUUUUCUUGGGAAAACUAGAGUAUCACUACUCCUGGGCCCCAGGAGAGCCAGGAACUAAAAAGCUGGAUGAGCCUGACUUCAAAGCCUUGGUGGUGACAGAGGACUCAUCCGUGGUCUUAAAUCAGCUGCGUGUGGAUGAACAAGGAACAUACCGCUGCUCUCUGCGGGGCCGAAAUGGAACCAUCUUCUACCGAGUCACUUUCCUGCUCACUGUCACGCCUUUGCCUGACCAAGCUCAUCAUCCCUCUGUCACUCUGCCCUCCUUGCCUUCUCUGCCUCAUGGAGACAAACACUCACGUUCUCAACCGACCAAGCGCCUGCUGGUGCCAGUCAUCGCCGCGGUUACUGCUCUGAGUCUGGCAGCGAGCGUAGGCCUCACAUUCGUCCUGGGAAUGAUGAUCCGUGGUGGAGCCGCGAAGGAGGAGGAUGGAGGAAGAGAAGCGACACAAAGCACAGCGUUAUGAUGAUACAGUACUUUGAUGACACAGAAGUUUUACUCACUUCAGUUUGUACUUUUUGCCUCAUGGUUACUGUAAAUACAUUUACAAACAUGAAGUUCAUAGUCAUGGUUAGAAAAAAGAAGUGGGAAUACGUGGUGGCUACGUGAGGAAUAAAUUGGUUUCUAUUGUUUGUCUGUAAGGAUUGACAGUGUGCACCAGAUGAAGUAAGCAUUAAAAUGUCACUCUUAAAACA
Molecule: messenger RNA, 1477 nt
Organism: Scophthalmus maximus (turbot)
Lineage: Eukaryota; Metazoa; Chordata; Actinopteri; Pleuronectiformes; Scophthalmidae
Product: izumo sperm-egg fusion protein 1
Exons: 11
Coding region: 16-1248 (410 amino acids)
Biological process (GO): heterotypic cell-cell adhesion; sperm-egg recognition; fusion of sperm to egg plasma membrane involved in single fertilization
Cellular component (GO): plasma membrane; acrosomal membrane
Molecular function (GO): signaling receptor binding; protein binding involved in heterotypic cell-cell adhesion
Source: RefSeq, a predicted model, not a curated record